Messenger RNA from Glycine soja, 1270 nucleotides. RefSeq names its product glutaredoxin-C6-like. The transcript has a single exon. The record is from RefSeq and is a predicted model, not a curated record. Lineage: Eukaryota; Viridiplantae; Streptophyta; Magnoliopsida; Fabales; Fabaceae. The coding region runs from base 186 to 587 and encodes 133 amino acids.
GGAGUGGUGGCAGCGAUUGUAGAAAAAAAAAAAAAAGAAACAGUAGUUUGUGAUGAAAGCAAGCACGAUUUGUCCUCUUGGAUUUAUAAAAUAAAAACUCCCUCAAAGUCGGUUCCACAGUUUCAGAGUCUCUUUCUUCUUCUAGUAGUGCACCAGCAACAACUACAGUGAAGAGUGAGGAGGGGAUGCAAGGCAUAGGGAUAGGGUGCUGCUCAAACGACGUCGUAGGGCAGCUGGAGCUAAGUCCCACUAUGAGCAACUCCUCUUCCUCGCUAUCGAUGGAGCUGGACGAGUCCCCCGAGAGCCGAAUCCAACGGCUGAUAUCGGAGCACCCCGUCAUCAUCUUCACCCGAUCCUCCUGCUGCAUGUGCCACGUCAUGAAGAAGCUCCUCGCCACCAUCGGCGUCCACCCCACCGUCAUCGAAUUGGACGACCACGAGAUCGCCUCCCUCCCCCUCCCCGACACCACCGCCCCCGCCGCCUUCAUCGGCGGCACAUGCAUCGGCGGCCUCGAAUCCCUCGUCGCCCUCCACGUCAGCGGCCACCUCAUCCCCAAACUCGUCCAAGUCGGCGCUCUCUGGGUAUGAACUAUGCAUAUCAAUAUAUUCCUCCCCUUGAUUAAUUUUUAUAUAUAUGAUACGCUAAGCUAUUGCUAGCUACCCUAUCUGUCUAGUAUUAUUGUUCCAAAAGAAGAACAUUACUAAUUGUAUAAUUUAGGGUUGUGAAAUCCCAAUUUGUGUUAUUGAAACUAGUUUGGCAGAAUUUAGGUGAGUGAUCACGAAUCUGGUUUGACUUGCCGUUUACGGAUCAGAGGUGACACGUGUAAAGGAAUGACAUCCAUGACCAGCGGGUGAGGGUGGUAAUAAUAACGUCAACUUUGGCCUCAACGCGCUAUACUGAGUAGAUUGCUCUUGUCCGUAGAUUGGGUCCCAUUCACAAUUAUUAUGCAAUCGGGACCGUAGAUAGGGCAGUCGCUUUGUCAGUUUGCUUCGGGAAUCCUAAGCUUAUCUAUUCCUCCAUCUCCUCUUCCCCCUUUUACUUGUAUGUAAAUUCAUUAAUUUCCGGGUUAGAAUUAUGGCACUUUGUUUUAUGCUAGUUUCACUUUCAUCGUUAUCUUCAUUUUCCUCUUGUUUUUUUUGGUUUCAAUGAGAAUAAAUGUAUCAUAAUGGCAAAUAUUAUCUGGUUUGGAUUGGGUGGGUGGGACCGUAAGAAACAGUAACACCACCGUGCCCUACCAAGUGAAGGUUGGAAUAGAAACUUAUUUGACAAA